Arthroderma uncinatum is the source of this 420-nucleotide messenger RNA. RefSeq lists its product as uncharacterized. Gene Ontology annotation, molecular function: DNA-binding transcription activator activity, RNA polymerase II-specific; protein heterodimerization activity; RNA polymerase II cis-regulatory region sequence-specific DNA binding. Gene Ontology annotation, biological process: regulation of transcription by RNA polymerase II. Bases 1 to 420 code for a protein of 139 amino acids. Gene Ontology annotation, cellular component: nucleus; CCAAT-binding factor complex. The transcript has 4 exons. Lineage: Eukaryota; Fungi; Ascomycota; Eurotiomycetes; Onygenales; Arthrodermataceae. The record is from RefSeq and is a predicted model, not a curated record.
AUGAAGGCUGCCUUGCCUGAGAAUGCUAUAAUCGCAAAGGGAGCGAAAGAGUGUAUGCAGGAGUGUGUGAGUGAGUUUAUAUCAUUCAUUACCAGCGAAGCUUCAGAGAAGUGCCAGGGAGAGAAGCGCAAGACUGUUAACGGAGAAGACAUCCUAUUUGCCAUGACCUCGCUAGGAUUUGAAAACUAUGCAGAGGCUCUGAAACUCUAUCUUGUGAAAUAUCGGGAAACCAAAGUAGUACCUAACCACCUCAUAGCUUCACAACCCCACCACCCAGGAGCUGCCAACACUGUGAAUGCAAAACUUGAUCCGAACGAGCAGGAUGGCGCGGCAUACGGAGAAGGAUAUAUUAUCCUAGGACGGCAACUCAAGACGGUAGUAUAUAAGAAAACGGAGCCAGAAGUUCUCGAGCUGCAGUAG